UGUAACUUGGACAGAAAACCAAGACACCAAUUAGGGUUUUGUUUUAAAAAUCACUUAUCUCCAAAUUCCAAAAAUGGCAAAGAGUUGUAAUUUGCUGUGCGUCGUGGGGGUACUACUGACUUUGUCAGUUGCCGGUCGAGUUUCCGGUCAACAGACACCAAAGUCAGCUCUGUUUCCCUUCGGAGACUCUUACUACGACCUCGGGAACAAGAAAUAUCUCACGACAGAGUUUCUUCCAUGCACUACUUGGCCGUACGGAAAAUCCACCGACCGUCCUAACGGCCGUUACUCCGACGGCAAGAUCACCCCCGAUUUCCUCGCUAUAUUCCUUAACCAACCGAUUACGAUCCCACCGGCCCUUCAACCCGACGCCGACGUCUCGAGUGGAGCCGGCUUCGCCGUUGGUGAUGCAACCGUUCUUGGAAGCCCAUCAGCAACUUUGACAUUGUCUCAACAAGUGGCGGAAUUCGAAAAGCAGAGGUCGAAGUGGACAGCGGAGUUUCUGCAAGAAGCCAUUUUCAUUUUCCAGAUUGGAACGAACGAUUAUCUCAACUUCAGCAAGUACUAUCCCUCGCCCGACGCCUCUACUCAACAGGGUUUUGUCACUAUGGUCACUAACGCAAUCGAGAACGAGCUUGUCAGGCUUUACAAGUUGGGAGUAAGGAAAUUUGGAUACCAGACGUUGGCACCACUCGGUUGCUUCCCCAUCGUGAAACAAGAACUCAAUCUUCUGGGAGAUGAUUGCUACGAGCCACUGAACGAAAUAGCAAAACAACACAACGAAAAGAUAAGGCCGAUGUUGAAAUCUUUAGCCCAGAAAUACAGCGGCUUUCAAUACACCGUUCUUGAUUUCUACAGCGCCAUCUCCCGCAGGCUUGUUAACGAUGGCACUCAGAUUUUCAAUAACUACAGGUUUUCCAACACGAUCAAUUCUUGCUGUGGAAUCGGAACGAACAACGCUUUCGGGUGCGGACGCAUUAACGUUCACUCCAACUUGUGCGAAUACCCGAGAGAAUACCUCUUCUUCGACGGCUUUCACAACAGCCAGAAAGCCAGCGAAGAAAUCGCUCACCUCUUCUUCAGCGGCAACAAAGACAUUGUCGGUCCAAUGACCCUCCGUGAACUUAGUGUUUACCCUAAUGGAAUGAACAUGCUCGAGUACUAGAACACUACAAUAUGUCCCUCGGAUCAAUUAGUUUCCUAAUUGAUUCUGCUGCUUCUACGUUAUGUGUGAAGAUGAAUAAGUCCUGAGUUCGUGUUGUAAUCGUUGUUAUAUGCAAUGAAAAUAAAGGGAUAUGCUCUGUGUUAGCACCCUUCAUUAAUAAAUCACUUCCAAGAA
Tarenaya hassleriana is the source of this 1339-nucleotide messenger RNA. Its product is annotated as inactive GDSL esterase/lipase-like protein 23. Lineage: Eukaryota; Viridiplantae; Streptophyta; Magnoliopsida; Brassicales; Cleomaceae. The coding region runs from base 74 to 1165 and encodes 363 amino acids. Gene Ontology annotation, biological process: endoplasmic reticulum organization. Gene Ontology annotation, molecular function: hydrolase activity, acting on ester bonds. The record is from RefSeq and is a predicted model, not a curated record. The transcript has 5 exons.